This is a messenger RNA of Phacochoerus africanus (Common warthog), 2956 nucleotides long. It is a transcript of the gene GARIN5B, whose product is annotated as golgi associated RAB2 interactor family member 5B. The record is from RefSeq and is a predicted model, not a curated record. Gene Ontology annotation, cellular component: nucleus. NCBI's taxonomy places the organism in Eukaryota, Metazoa, Chordata, Mammalia, Artiodactyla, Suidae. The transcript has 8 exons. Bases 205 to 2925 code for a protein of 906 amino acids.
CCCUCGGGCAAAGGCUCCUCCCCCGGGCUGGCGCUGAUCACCCCUGCAGGGCCAUGGCCAAGCCCUGGGGACGCUCCACCCUCCGGAACCGCUGAAGCCCAAGGGGCUGGGGCUGGUGGCUGGGGGGCGGGGCACCCACGCGCCAGGGUGCUGGGUCCCCAACUGACUCCGUGCCCUGGGGGACCUCCCCUUUCUGCAGCCGCCAUGAACCGGCUCCGGGACAUCCAGCGUCUGGAGCCGCUCCAGGGCCCCCUGAAGUGGGUGCCCACGCUGGGCGAGCUGCAGAAGACCCUCCAGAAGGGCGAGUACUUGCCCCUGCGCCCGCUGCCCAUGUUCGAGAGUAACUUUGUCCAGGUGACCAAUCGAGGGGCCCCAGCAUAUGUGCACCACAGAACCAACCGAGUCACCAUGGGCGUGGCCGCCUCCCUGCCAGGCCUGGUGUUGCCAGACAUCCUGCUGAUGGCCCAGCCCCCGGAGGGCAGGGAAUGCACCAACCUCGUCCUCACCAGGAUGAUCCCGCUGGACCUGGUGCAUCUCUAUGUCCAUGACCUGUCUGCCUGGCGCCUGAAGCUGCGCCUGGUCACGGGCCGCUACUACUACCUGGAGCUGGACGCCCCUGACAACGAGAUUGGCUUCCUGUUCGACCGCUGGAUCCGCCUCAUCAAUCUGCUCCAGCAGCCCGCCACCUCCUGGGCCCCCAGGACCCUACACACACCUCCCAUGAAUCUGGCCCAUGUGGCACCUCCUGCCUCCACCUGGCGCCUCCAGGUGGGGCCUGACUCCACAGCCCCUGGGAACAGCUAUGUCCUGCUCGUCAAGCCCACCUUUCCUUACAAGAUGCUGACAGCUCAGAGACAGAGGAAGGCCAAGACCCUCAGGCGCCAGUUCAAGUCUCAGGCCGUGGGCGACUCCGUGCCUCUUGUCUGGUCACAGCUGGAGCAUGCGGACCCGAAGAAGAAAUCCAUGGAAAAGAAACGGCUUUCUCCUCACCCAGAGAAGCCCAGCAUCACCAUUCGGACCAUCUUCAGCAUCAUUUCCAACACGGCCAACCACUCAGAGCCCUCUCACAAGGCAGCUAAGGAGGGCUGGGGGCUGGCGCUGGCAUCUCCACUGGCCCUGCUCACCCUUCCCCUCCCCUCCACACACGUACAGGGUUGCUCUGAUUCUGAGGCAGCCACAUGCCUGGCAGGUUUACUUGAGACCCCUUCUCGCUGCAUCUCGGGGGUCGGCCCUGAAACACCUCUGUUAGGCUCCUGCGAUCACUUGGACAUGUACCUGUGGCAACAGGAGAUGGAAGACCUGAUGGACCCCGAGUCCAGCACCUUGUCCACUUCCUCCUUGGGCCCGGCCACCUACCCUCCUGACUUCCACCGCUCGGCCCCCCAGUCCUCCUUCCCCAAGUGCAGCAAAGAGGCCAGGCCUCUGGACCCUGCGCACAGGCUGUGGCCGCCACCCUCCCAGAAGCCCCCGGCUGUCCCUGCUGCCUCUUCUAAGGCUCCAUUCAUCCUUGAUCAGUCCCAUAAGGUCUCAGCUGUACCUGCUCCACCCCGGAAAGCUCCCCAGGAGGCCCCAGCCGUACCUGCCCCGUCUCGGAAGGCCCCGCGUGCAUCAGCUGCUCCCCACAAGGCCCCAACUGUGCCCGCUCCAUCUCAGAAGCUCCCACGGGUACCAGCGGCUCCCCACAAGGCCCCAGCCGUAGCUGCCCCAUCUCGGAAGGCCCCACAUGUGACAGCUGCUCCCCACAAGGCCCCAGCUAAGAAGGUCCCACAUGCACCUGCUAUUCCCCCAAAGGCCAUGUCCCCUCCUGCCCCAAACAGGAAAUCUGUGUUCCUACCUACCGUAUCCCAGAAGGCUCUGAUCUCACCCAUCCAACACCAGAUGACCUUGGGCCCUGCCAAUGUUGGCGUGCUGCCCAUGGGGAGUCGUGGAGAGGGUGUGCUUGAGCAAAGCAAGCCUGAUGGGAAGCCAGAGCCGGUGGUGUUGGUGGGCACCCAGGAGACAAACAUGGCAGAGGUGAGGACUCAGAAAACAUCCCUGGAGCUGCCCUUUGGCACCACCGAGAAGGAGUCAGAAGACGUCCUGGUCAGCAAAAGCCGGGUCAUCACGGUGGAUGGCUUGAAGGGCAAGGGCAAGCUGGAGGACAAGGUGCACAGGAUGAAGGAGGAGAUCGCUCUGGACAUGCCCGGCUUCAAAUCCAAGGAGGUGGCACAGCAGACAAAAUGGGUCAAGACCCAGGAGCUGACCAUUGAGGAAGCCCUGCGGGAGCACAGCAGGCCCUUCUCCGUGGAAGGGCUCACCCUUGCCAAGCUCAUGAUCAUUGCCAGCUCCAAGGAGCCCUCCAUGAAGCCGGCUCUGGUCAGUCUGCCCUCCUGGCUCUCAACCCCCCAGGGGUCUGCCAUGCCAACGACGGGCACGGUGCCCCUCAGCCCCACCAAGGGGUCCUUGCCGGAGGAGCCCUCGGCGAUGGCCAGGGAGCAGCCACCGUCAGGGGUCUGGGUGAAGAGGACCACGCGCCACUGGGGGGAGGUGGAGGAGCUGCCUCAAGACCCCAAGGGGCCUUCCAAAGGGCGCCCCCACUCCAAGCGGGCCGCCAACAGCCCAAAGAUGAACGUGGCCUCCCUGACUCCCAUCCCUCUGCCCUCAACAAGGUGGGAGGAGGUCCCAGAGUCGCCUGUCUCGCUAACCCCCAUCUCAAAGAUGGAGGCCAGGGUCUCCCAGCAAACCAAGAGAGGAUCUCAAGAGCCCGAGAGGGCGCUGGACCAGCACCCCGUGGCUACAACGGGGUCGUCCUUGGAGGUCCUCUUGCCCACGCUCUUGGAAAUUGAGAGCAUGAAGGACACAGUUUCCAAGGUGGAGAAGAUAAAGGAGAAACUGGGCAUCUUCGCUCCUUCAACCAGCUUGCACCCUUCCCAGAGGCCUCAAUAGCGGAAUUCCAGGGACUCGACCUCGGUGGCUA